AUGUUUUGUGUUGUUGGCGGUGGGCCAGCUGGUCUUGCCUCAGCGAUUCGUCUUAAACAAUUAGCUCCAGAAUUGUCUGUUGCGGUUCUUGAAAAAAGUUCAGAGAUUGGAGGACACAUUGUAUCUGGAAAUAUAUUCGAUACAAGAGCUUUAGAUGAAUUGUUACCCGAAUGGAGAAAUCAGUUUGGAAAAACAACUCCUGAUCAAAUUUCUGCACCAUUUCCGUUUCGUGCACCAAAAUUGCGGAAUAAUCUUGGUGUUGUAACAAUCCCAGGAGCAUCUGCUGCGCGGGUUCUUCUCGAUGAAGGCAAUCAAGUUCGAGGUGUUCGAUUAAGGGAUGAAGGAAUCAAUAAACAAGGAUUAAAAUCUCAGCGCUAUGAACGAGGAAUGAGAGUAUUGAGCAAGCAACUCAUUCUUGCUGAAGGUUGUAGAGGAUCAUUAUCUGAAUUCAUCAAACAACAUUUUAAUUUGGUUCAGAAUUCUUGUCCUCAACGAUACGCUUUGGGACUAAAAGAAGUUUGGGAAAUCAAUCCAUCACUUCAUUCCCCUGGAGCAGCGAUUCAUACUGUUGGAUGGCCUUUGAAUUACAAUACAUUCGGGGGUGGAUUUCUAUAUCAUCAUUUUUCUGUUGAUAACAAGCCCCUUCUUCAUGUUGGAUUUGUUGUUGGUCUUGAUUAUAAAAAUCCUUGGAUCAAGUGA
Condylostylus longicornis is the source of this 699-nucleotide messenger RNA. RefSeq lists its product as uncharacterized. Gene Ontology annotation, biological process: electron transport chain. Gene Ontology annotation, molecular function: electron-transferring-flavoprotein dehydrogenase activity. Lineage: Eukaryota; Metazoa; Arthropoda; Insecta; Diptera; Dolichopodidae. The record is from RefSeq and is a predicted model, not a curated record. The transcript has 5 exons. Gene Ontology annotation, cellular component: mitochondrial inner membrane. Bases 1 to 699 code for a protein of 232 amino acids.